CGCUUCCCAGUGGCAGGCGCGGGCAGGACCGCGUUGCGUCAUCGGGGCGCGCGCCUCAGAGAGAGCUGUGGUUGCCGGAAGUUGAGCGGCGGCAAGAAAUAAUGGCGGCAGCUACGGGGGAUCCUGGACUCUCUAAACUGCAGUUUGCCCCCUUUAGUAGUGCCUUGGAUGUUGGGUUUUGGCAUGAGUUGACCCAGAAGAAGCUGAACGAGUAUCGGCUGGAUGAAGCUCCCAAGGACAUUAAGGGUUAUUACUACAAUGGUGACUCUGCUGGGCUGCCAGCUCGCUUAACAUUGGAGUUCAGUGCUUUUGACAUGAGUGCUCCCACCCCAGCCCGUUGCUGCCCAGCUAUUGGAACACUGUAUAACACCAACACACUCGAGUCUUUCAAGACUGCAGAUAAGAAGCUCCUUUUGGAACAAGCAGCAAAUGAGAUAUGGGAAUCCAUAAAAUCAGGCGCUGCUCUUGAAAACCCUGUACUCCUCAACAAGUUCCUCCUCUUGACAUUUGCAGAUCUAAAGAAGUACCACUUCUACUAUUGGUUUUGCUAUCCUGCCCUCUGUCUUCCAGAGAGUUUACCUCUCAUUCAGGGGCCAGUGGGUUUGGAUCAAAGGUUUUCACUAAAACAGAUUGAAGCACUAGAGUGUGCAUAUGAUAAUCUUUGUCAAACAGAAGGAGUCACAGCUCUUCCUUACUUCUUAAUCAAGUAUGAUGAGAACACGGUGCUGGUUUCCUUGCUUAAACACUACAGUGAUUUCUUCCAAGGUCAAAGGACGAAGAUAACAAUUGGUGUAUAUGAUCCCUGUAACUUAGCCCAGUACCCUGGAUGGCCUUUGAGGAAUUUUUUGGUCCUAGCAGCCCACAGAUGGAGUAGCAGUUUCCAGUCUGUUGAAGUUGUUUGCUUCCGUGACCGUACCAUGCAGGGGGCGAGAGACGUUGCCCACAGCAUCAUCUUCGAAGUGAAGCUUCCAGAAAUGGCAUUUAGCCCAGAUUGUCCUAAAGCAGUUGGAUGGGAAAAGAACCAGAAAGGAGGCAUGGGACCAAGGAUGGUGAACCUCAGUGAAUGUAUGGACCCUAAAAGGUUAGCUGAGUCAUCAGUGGAUCUAAAUCUCAAACUGAUGUGUUGGAGAUUGGUUCCUACUUUAGACUUGGACAAGGUUGUGUCUGUCAGAUGUCUGCUGCUUGGAGCCGGCACCUUGGGUUGCAAUGUAGCUAGGACGUUGAUGGGUUGGGGCGUGAGACACAUCACAUUUGUGGACAAUGCCAAGAUCUCCUACUCCAAUCCUGUGAGGCAGCCUCUCUAUGAGUUUGAAGAUUGCCUAGGGGGUGGUAAGCCCAAGGCUCUGGCAGCAGCGGACCGGCUCCAGAAAAUAUUCCCCGGUGUGAAUGCCAGAGGAUUCAACAUGAGCAUACCUAUGCCUGGGCAUCCAGUGAACUUCUCCAGUGUCACUCUGGAGCAAGCCCGCAGAGAUGUGGAGCAACUGGAGCAGCUCAUCGAAAGCCAUGAUGUCGUCUUCCUAUUGAUGGACACCAGGGAGAGCCGGUGGCUUCCUGCCGUCAUUGCUGCAAGCAGGAGAAAGCUGGUCAUCAAUGCUGCUUUGGGAUUUGACACAUUUGUUGUCAUGAGACAUGGCCUGAAGAAACCAAAGCAGCAAGGAGCUGGGGACUUGUGUCCAAACCACCUUGUGGCAUCUGCUGACCUCCUGGGCUCAUCGCUUUUUGCCAACAUCCCUGGUUACAAGCUUGGCUGCUACUUCUGCAAUGAUGUGGUGGCCCCAGGAGAUUCAACCAGAGACCGGACCUUGGACCAGCAGUGCACUGUGAGUCGUCCAGGACUGGCCAUGAUUGCAGGAGCCCUGGCCGUGGAAUUGAUGGUAUCUGUUUUGCAGCAUCCAGAAGGGGGCUAUGCCAUUGCCAGCAGCAGUGACGAUCGGAUGAAUGAGCCUCCGACCUCUCUUGGGCUUGUGCCUCACCAGAUCCGGGGAUUUCUUUCACGGUUUGAUAAUGUCCUUCCCGUCAGCCUGGCAUUUGACAAAUGUACAGCUUGUUCUUCCAAAGUUCUUGAUCAAUAUGAACGAGAAGGAUUUAACUUCCUAGCCAAGGUGUUUAAUUCUUCACAUUCCUUCUUAGAAGACUUGACUGGUCUUACAUUGCUGCAUCAAGAAACCCAAGCUGCUGAGAACCUAAAGUCUGCGGCUUAUUCCUAAUGUGGAAAAUGGAAUAAUCCCCCAGGCAUGAGAAGAACUCCAGCAUUGAGGCUGCUGUUCCUGUAGCGAGAAGCUGCUGCAGACAUCACAAGACUUGUUAUACAAGGAAACAUGAUUACAGUGGAUUAAAGAAACUUGCCAGGGGCUUGAAGGAUUUAUUGCUUUUUGAAUUCUGAAUGAGACAUAAAUAUGUUUUUCCCCUCUUAAUUUUGGACCCCAUACGGAUAAGGUGAGAAACUUCUUCAGCAAAUUCUAGAAUGCUUAGCUGCUAAAGAUCAGUUGGUUUUGUGUCCACGUCAUAUUGCAAAGGGCAUGAAUACUUGCUUGGCAGAGACACAAAACAGUCACUCAUUUCUUUCUGUUCUGCCAAGUUAGUUACUGCCUUGUCUCCCAGUGGGAGAAAAAUGUAACUCCUUGGGGACUCUUCUGGAAGGCAGCAUGGUGUAAUGGAAAAAGCACUGUAGUCACAGGCACGAGGCCUAGACUACAGCGUCCGUGCUUAUAAGUUCCAUUAUUUACAACAGGUUUCUUAAACUCUGUAAGCCUUUGUGCUCUUACUGUUCUUUUCUGAAAAAGCAGUUCUCAGAGGGUUGUAUGAAGGAUUAUAGCACCUUUAUGUUCAAUAUCAUCUAUAGAAACUCAAUUGUUGGAUGCAUUAGCAUCAGAAUGACAGCUUGUAGUACACUCAUUUGUGUUCACAGAUCUCAGAAAUGUUUAUGUCCUAAAUGGAGGGACUUUUAAAAAUAAUGAUGGAGCUGGGCAUGGUGGCACACACUUCUAAUCCCAGCACUUUGGGAGGCCGAGGCGGGCAGAUCACCUGAGGUCAGGAGUUUGAGAUCAGCCUGACUAACAUGGUGAAACCCCAUCUCUACAAAUACAAAAAAUUAGGUGUGGUGGCGGGCGCCUGUAAUCCCAGCUACUUGGGAGGCUGAGGCAGGAGAAUCACUUGAACCCAAGAGGCAGAGGUUGCAGUGAGCUGACAUCAUGCCAUUGCACUUCAGCCUGGGCAACAAGAGUGAAACCCCAUCUCAGAAAAAACAAAAAAAAAAAACAAAAAAAACUGAUGGCUUCUUAACCCUGUCACUUCUGCAGAUUCUUUGGUUUCUCAGGAAGCCAAAGAGAUAGCAUGGGGCAGUGGUUAGUAACAACUCUGGAGUCAGACAAACCUGAGUUUAAAUUCACUACUUAUUAGCUGGGAAGUCUUUGAACAACUCACCUAACCUGUUGUUCUCAUUUUCCUAAUCCGUAAAAUGGACAUAAAAUAUUACCUCAACCAUGUUUCGUUUUGUUUCGUUUUGUUUUGAGAUGGAAUCUCCCUGUGUCACCCAGGCUGCGGUGCAAUGGCACGAUCUCGGCUUACUGCAACCUCCGCCCCCCAGCUUCAAGCGAUUCUUCUGCCUCAGCCUCCCGAGUAGCUGGGAUUAUAGGCAUCCACCAUCAUGCCUGACUAAUUUUUGUAUUUUUAGUAGAGACGGGGUUUCACCAUGUUCGCCAGGCUGGUCUUGAACUCCUGACCUCAGGUAAUCCACCUGCCUUGGCCUCCCAGAGUGCCGGGAUUACAGGUGUGAGCCAAUGCGCCUGGCCCUGUUUUUUUAUUCCUUUGUCCUGUUUCCUAUGUGGCACUUAUCACCGUUUGGCAUUAUUAUGUAUUUGUGUUCUGUCUACCACCCCAGCCCCACUCAAAUAUAAUCCCCAUAAAGGCAAAGACAUUAUAUGU
Molecule: messenger RNA, 3924 nt
Organism: Gorilla gorilla gorilla (western lowland gorilla)
Lineage: Eukaryota; Metazoa; Chordata; Mammalia; Primates; Hominidae
Gene: ATG7
Product: autophagy related 7
Exons: 19
Coding region: 102-2207 (701 amino acids)
Biological process (GO): cellular response to nitrogen starvation; protein modification by small protein conjugation; autophagy of mitochondrion
Cellular component (GO): phagophore assembly site; cytoplasm
Molecular function (GO): Atg12 activating enzyme activity; Atg8 activating enzyme activity
Source: RefSeq, a predicted model, not a curated record